UCCAAUUUUGUUUAAGUUUUAUUUUUCUUACAAUACGCCAGGUUUAUGGAAAACUUGAUAACGAAAGAAUUGAUUUGAAAAUCAUCUAUAAAGAAAUGUUAGAAUUGCGGGAGACCGUUCAGAAAUUGGAUAAUGUCGUUCAAAAACAAAGUGCCCGGAUAUGCGAUCUUGAAACAACAGUUACUAUCCAAAGUAACCAUAUUCAAGAUUUAAUGACCGAUAAGAAGACUGACAUAGAAUACCGUCGGAAACUGGAACGUCGUUUGAAAGUGAUUGAAAAUAAUUUUGUUGGGAAAUUUUUUGAUCCGAAGGAUUAUGUUGCGAAAAGCAGUAAUAUUUCUCCACAAGAAAAUGUGGAUAAGCAGGAAAAUACGGAUUAUAAAAGUGGAAUAGAUGGAUUGGUCAAAGAAAUUGUUAAUCCUAAAUUGAAUGCAAUUUUUCGGAAAGAGCGUUUUGUUUUAUCACAAGAUAACAUAGCCAGCGAUGGACUUGUUGCGUUCUAUUCCUACAUGUCCCAUCCAGAAAUUAACCCUAGUGCUCAUCUAACAUUAAUAUACGACGUCUCCGUUACCAAUGUAGGAAACGGAUACAACCACGUGACCGGAAUCUUCACCGCACCAACAAGUGGGGUUUACGUAUUCAUAUGGGUAACCCGAGUUUAUUUCGGGGAACAUCCUACCCAACUCAUGAUAAACAACGCUGUUUAUGGGGUCACCUUCCUUCGAGCAAGGGAUGGCGGUGAUGGCUCUGUAAGUGGGACCGUUGUGGCAAGCGUUACCAAAGGCGAUUCGGUCUUUGUGCGCGUUCAUUCUUCAUAUGCUGGUGAUGGAUACAUUCAUAGUAAUGAGCAUGGUUGGCCAUCAUUUUCUGGCUGGCUAUUACGUUGAAUUCCAAGGAGAAUUGAUUAUUG
Molecule: messenger RNA, 910 nt
Organism: Mytilus trossulus (common blue mussel)
Lineage: Eukaryota; Metazoa; Mollusca; Bivalvia; Mytilida; Mytilidae
Product: collagen alpha-2(VIII) chain-like
Exons: 2
Coding region: 96-887 (263 amino acids)
Molecular function (GO): protein binding
Source: RefSeq, a predicted model, not a curated record